AUGGAGGGCUAUUCGCCAGAGCUACUAGACACUGAUACGGUGAAGGAGGUGGAGACGCUUAUGCCUCAACUAUCUCUACAUGACAGGGCCAUAAUCCAGGACAAGAUAUGGAGACGGAAGAUCUUCAGACAAUUAGAGUCUGAUGAAGAUCGUGCCCAGAUAUUAGACAGAAUUACUCGAGUCAGUGGGAGGGUACUAUCAUUCUAUACCUUCACCAGAGAUUUCAUCUAUUUUGAGGCCUGUAUGGUCACUCUCAAAAGCUUGCAACCUGAGGGGUAUGGUGGAAGUAUGCUUGGGGGGUUUUCGGAAUGUUAUACGCGAGAUCAAGCUGGCUCAUAUAACGUUCAAGUUGCCGAAGACAGAUUUGAACGUCAUGACGAACAUGAGGACAGCAUGAAUAUAUGCUAUCGACAGCUUUUCCUUGCCACCAUGCGUGACUUUCCGACUCUUACCAACCUCAGGCCCUAUCAAGAUGACAAAAAGGGGAAGGUCAAGCCAUCUGGGGUUGAGUCAGAAAGACUUAUCAACCUAGCCCAGUUAGCUGUCAAGCUGGGUUUCAAGAAUGAGCAGAUUUUAACCUUGCACACACAAGCUGCGGUUGACCGAUAUCGAAUCGUCACUCAAGAGUUUCUCAACCAGCUGCAGCCUCUGGAUCGAUAUCAUGUUGAUACCGAGACUAACAUAAGCAUCGCUCGGAACGUGUCCGAUAGAAUCAGCAACUCGGCUAUUCAAAUGUCUGUAGAAGAAGCAAAACUCACUACGGACCUAGAAAAUCUACCAAAGAAAUUUCGUUGUAGUCGACCAUCUUACAAGAGGUACCUAAGCGAUCGACAGCUCUUAUUUCUCGGAAACAUCUACCAACAAGAAAUGAUUCCAAGGUCAUAUGCCACCUCAUUUGCAAUACAGCGCGAUAUAUUUCUCUCAUUCUUCGGCGAAACCAAUCCAUAUUUUGAGGCAGCAGAAGAUGAGUUAUUUAGUAGCUCUGAUUCUCCUGAAAAUAACAAUAAUUCCGAGGGAUGUGUUACACAGUAUUGGGGAAACGAAGGAAGCGACACAAAUGAGCAUGAGCGCCAAGGACAACAAAAUGAGGCUCAAAAUGAAACGGAACAUCAGGUGCAUGAGUAUUAUGGAGGUUUUCAGCCGAAUUUAAGUGAAAGUGUCGAGAGCGAUGAUCCAAUAAGCCAGCCACAAGCGCAUCAAUCAAGAGCCGAUUCCUGGGAAACCCGCUCCAUAUCAACACUAUCGAAUUUCUGGGCUGUGGAUGAUCAAUUAAAGUCACUUAGCCCCUCAACAAUUCCUUCGGUCUUUAUCAAUGACGUACUUUCGAAAACUGGGGAUAUCUUGCUCUAUUCCUGGCAAACCAGGCAGUACGCGCAGUUGUCAAGCAGGCCCCAAGAUGAACAUUUAUUUCAUACAAAGGUGCAGCUACUGGCACACCAGCAUCAAAUGUUCAUAUCAAUAGGUCGUGAUAGGCCACGCCUAGUCCUUUUUAAAAACCUCUACGAUGUGGCGAUGCGUGAAAAGUUGAUUCUAGUCGGACCAAAACAUGAUCGAAUGGGGUUGAGUAGCAAUCUAAUGUCUCAAUUUCAGAAUGGUGUUUUUGAUUUUCUUGAUAGUUUCAACUUGCACGAAUAA
Messenger RNA from Penicillium soppii, 1635 nucleotides. RefSeq lists its product as uncharacterized. Lineage: Eukaryota; Fungi; Ascomycota; Eurotiomycetes; Eurotiales; Aspergillaceae. The transcript has a single exon. Bases 1 to 1635 code for a protein of 544 amino acids. The record is from RefSeq and is a predicted model, not a curated record.